This is a messenger RNA of Phymastichus coffea, 2524 nucleotides long. It is a transcript of the gene Rnft2, whose product is annotated as RING finger and transmembrane domain-containing protein 2-like. The transcript is spliced from 6 exons. Gene Ontology annotation, biological process: positive regulation of ERAD pathway. The record is from RefSeq and is a predicted model, not a curated record. The coding region runs from base 517 to 1893 and encodes 458 amino acids. Gene Ontology annotation, molecular function: ubiquitin protein ligase activity. Lineage: Eukaryota; Metazoa; Arthropoda; Insecta; Hymenoptera; Eulophidae.
GCGUUUUACGCCCUCGUACGUGCGCGUAUGCGCAUAUGCGGCGAGGGCCUAAAAAAUGCUGAGUGGUAUCUGGUAUCGCGGCUCGCGGCGCGAGUAGCGACCGUAUGGCGGAGCAGCUGUCGCGUUGCUGUUAAAAAAUAAUUUUUCUCUCCCUCAUCCUCCUUGAUUGCUAAGCCUGCACUGGCUCUGUGGAUAGAGAAAAAGAGAGAGAGAGAAAGCGAGAGAGAGGCAGUGUCGCUGAUGACAAGUUAUUUUUUGCGCACAAGGCGCGACAUCCACAUACGCACAUAAUGCCGGGGAAAUCAAGAAUAUCGCGGUUAAAUUGAUGAUAAGUCGCAGUACGUAAUGGGUAUGUUGCCACGAUCCUCUUCGAGCAAGUAAAAGAUAUAAUCACCUGGAUCUUCGUGUAUGCCUAGAUUAUUACGUUAUUACCAAUUCGGAGGAUGGUGUGAUCUGGUAGCAAUUUGGGUUUGUUUUUCAUGUUGAGAGGCUUCUCUUCCCAAGUAAAGAUUAGUUAUGGCUGAUACAGCUAUAACUGUCGAAUCGGAGUCCGAUGCCGAGCCUAGUAGAUCCAGUGUUGCACAAACUAAUCAUCAAAAUGGAAUACUUAUGACACAUUCACACACACCUCAGAGCUCUAGUGGCCCAAUCAGAUUGGGAUUCAAUUUCAAUCCUAUGGAGGAUUCAAGAAGAAUUAUUGCUCAUAACCUUUCUACAAUAGGAGAGAUUAGCCCUUUAAUAAACUUAUCUAGAUCUCGACCAGCCUUAUCUUUACAAGAGUGGAUCAAUCCAAAUCAUCAAAGACAAGUUCAGUCUACAUCUCCUAUUAGUCCUGAAAAUCCCAGUAGCACUGUUAUAAAUAUAGAAAAUCAUGAACAAAAUUUUGUCAUGGAAAAUCAUCAACCUAUGAAUAAUGAUCAUCAGCACCAUUCUUUCACAGACAACCUAGCUAAUAACAUAAGAGAAACGGCUAAUGGGCCAAGUCAAAAUAACAACAAUAAUAAUAAUAAUUCAGAUGGGAAUUCCUCUGUGGCUAUCAGUGUUGAAGCUAGAGCAACACAUAAGAAUUUAGAGAAUUACAUUACAUUUUUAGGAAUAUUAUUGACCAAGUUUAUAUAUGAAAACGGUGCGGAAAUACUAAAUUUUGUUUUACUAGUUGUUACCUUUAUACAAGCUAAUAAUGAUUUAAAAAGAGAAAUAUUAAAACAGCAGAAUCGUAGUCAUAUGGUGCUACUUGGCAUUCUCUGUUACAUUAUAGGCUGUUUUGUUUUUAUCAAUUUUGUCUUCAAAGAACCUAUAUUCUUCUCCUACUCACCACCCAAGACUAUUUCACAACUACUAUGGACAGUAGCUGUAACUGAUUAUGUUCUGAAACUAAUUACUGUUGCUUUCAAAGUUCUUAUGACUUUAUUACCUAUUAAAAUACUACCUUGUCACAAAAGGGGAAAGUAUUAUUUAAUGAUAGAAGCUGCUUCUCAACUAUAUCGUUGUGUUGCGCCUCUAAAUCCGUGGUUCUAUUAUUUGUAUUUAGUUUAUAAUGGUCCUGAUAAGGUGCUAGGAAUUGUCCUUUUUUUAAUGUAUGGAGUUCACAAGAGUGGAGACUUUUUCUCGCACAUCAAGUUCUUUUUUGAAUGUGCAUGGAAAAUGUUACAGAAUGUGAGUUUGGGUACAUCUCCUACAAAAGAGCAAAUAAUUGCAGCUGGUGGUAUAUGUGCUAUAUGCCAUGAAGAAUAUUCCACACCCGUGAGGCUUUAUUGUAACCAUAUCUUCUGUGAAGGAUGCGUAACUACAUGGUUGGAUAGAGAGAGGUCCUGUCCCUUGUGUCGUGCAUCUAUAACCGACGAUCCUAUUUAUAGAGAUGGUCAUACAACGCAUUUUGUUCAACUGUAUUAAUUACUUUUAAUGACAAGUGUUUCUAAUUUUGGAAUUAAGAAAUUUAUUUUCAAGGUUUGUUUUUUUUACGAGUUAUAUUAUCUGCAUUUCGACAGAUAUUGCUUAGAAACUUUUAUUUUUCAAUUCUAUCUAAACGACUGACCAUAACUAUUUACUUUUGUAAACAAUAUUGGCGUACAUGAAAUAAUGUUCAGUUCGUUUAAUUUUGUAUAUUCUGAAAUUAGAAUCCUAUACUGAAAAUAAUUUUUGUAAAUGAUAAACAAUAAGGAAAUUUAGCGUGUAAAGUCCAAGAUUUGAUUGCAUUUUUUUAUUACUGGAAAUUCUUUAGAUUAUUAAUUUUUUUCGUUCGUACCGUUGUGAUUAUGUAAAAUGGACAUAAUGUAUAAAAGAAUUACUAUCAAAUUACAAAUCUAAUGCAUUCUAAGAUUAACGUUUUAUUCACAAAGAUUAUUCAAUCUAAUUUACAAAGACUAAUUGAAAUAAUCUUGAAUAAUUUGAAAGAAAUUGCGUGAACAAUUUAUUUUUUAAUUUGUUGGGCGAAGAUACGAAAAAAAGUUAAUAUUUUUUAGUAAUAAUUCAAUAUGAUAUUUAUAGAAAGGUGUACUUACUUGUUUGGCCAGUAAAUUGUAAA